AUGAGUUCAAAAGUCUUCUUAUAUUUUUUACCUUUUUUUAUAUUUCUUACAAUUUUGGUCGUAAAUACAAGUCCAGUUACAUCAAAGUAUGUUCCUAGUCCUAAUAAUCAAUUAAAAGAUGGAAUCACUUCGUCUCAUGAAUUUGCUUUUAAAAAUGAUAAAGCAGAGGUACAAGAAAUUGUAAUCAAUCCAAAUGAAAACCACGAAACAUUAUUCGUAGAACCAUCUCAAAUUGUUCGUCGUCGAAUCCAUCGUGUCCCAGGGUACAAUCGUCGUCGAGUUGUGCGUUUCCCAGGGUAUAGACGUCGUCGAGUUGUUCGCUUCCCAGGCCACAGACGUCGUCGAGUUGUUCGCUUACCAGGGUACAGACGUCGUCGAAUUAUUGGCUAG
Messenger RNA from Ambispora gerdemannii, 390 nucleotides. The record is from the annotation of a GenBank genome assembly. NCBI's taxonomy places the organism in Eukaryota, Fungi, Glomeromycota, Glomeromycetes, Archaeosporales, Ambisporaceae.